Molecule: messenger RNA, 2972 nt
Organism: Hyaena hyaena (striped hyena)
Lineage: Eukaryota; Metazoa; Chordata; Mammalia; Carnivora; Hyaenidae
Gene: RFC5
Product: replication factor C subunit 5
Exons: 11
Coding region: 112-1134 (340 amino acids)
Biological process (GO): DNA-templated DNA replication; DNA repair
Cellular component (GO): DNA replication factor C complex; nucleus
Molecular function (GO): DNA clamp loader activity; ATP binding; ATP hydrolysis activity
Source: RefSeq, a predicted model, not a curated record
ACUCUAAGUGCCGGACCCCGGGAUCCUGGGGUCCGCUUGUGGCUGGUGGCUGUGCAGACCCCCGGGGGACGCGACGACGCCAGCGGACACGGACAUCUUCUUCACCCCGCCAUGGAGACCUCAGCGAGGCAGGAGCAGCAGCAGCCCGCGGCGGCCAAGAUCAGAAACCUGCCCUGGGUUGAAAAAUACCGGCCACAGACGCUGAAUGAUCUGAUUUCUCAUCAGGACAUUUUGAGCACCAUUCAGAAAUUUAUUAGCGAAGACCGACUGCCGCACCUGCUUCUCUAUGGGCCUCCAGGGACGGGAAAGACCUCCACCAUCCUAGCCUGUGCUAAACAGCUAUACAAAGAUAAGGAAUUUGGCUCCAUGGUCUUGGAGCUGAAUGCUUCCGACGACCGAGGAAUAGACAUCGUUCGGGGACCAAUCCUGAGCUUCGCUAGCACAAGGACAAUAUUUAAGAAAGGCUUCAAACUAGUGAUCUUGGAUGAAGCUGAUGCCAUGACCCAAGAUGCCCAGAACGCCUUGAGGAGAGUGAUUGAGAAAUUUACAGAAAAUACCAGGUUCUGCCUCAUCUGUAACUAUCUGUCGAAGAUCAUCCCCGCCUUGCAGUCCCGCUGCACCAGGUUCCGAUUCGGUCCCCUGACCCCAGAACUCAUGGUCCCCCACCUGGAACACGUCGCACAAGAAGAGAAGGUGGACCUAAGCGAGGACGGGCUGAAAGCCGUUGUGACGCUUUCCAGCGGAGACAUGCGAAGGGCUCUGAACAUCCUGCAGAGCACCAAUAUGGCCUUUGGGAAGGUGACAGAGGAGACCGUCUACACCUGCACUGGGCACCCGCUCAAGUCAGACAUCGCCAACAUUCUGGACUGGAUGUUGAAUCAGGACUUCACGACCGCCUACAGGAAUAUUACAGAGUUGAAAACGCUGAAGGGGCUGGCGUUACAUGAUAUCCUGACAGAGAUACACUUGUUUGUGCACAGAGUUGAUUUUCCAUCUUCAGUUCGAGUACAUUUACUGACCAAAAUGGCAGACAUUGAGUACAGACUUUCCGUUGGCACCAAUGAGAAGAUUCAGCUGAGUUCCCUCAUUGCCGCUUUCCAGGUCACCAGGGACCUGAUCGUCACGGAGACCUAAAUGCUGAGGCCUGUCGCCGCCAUUCACGGGCCCCACAGUGACUAGAGAACGGGGGGCUCAGUCACGGGAUAAACUGCUGUGCGGGCCGGGGGCGUGCAUCCAUGGUCACCCCAAGUUUUGGAAAACUGUUCCAGACACGGGCGGGCAAAGGUUUAAACAGUCGCGUGUGUGUGUGUGUGUCUAGCAGGUAUACAUAGGACACUUGUAACACGCAGCUCUGACUGCUCUGCCCAUUGGUGUUUUACAGGAAAAACCAGAGCGAAAAGAAAAAGGUUUUUUUUUUUUUUUUUCCUCAGGCUUAAGGCUGUUAGCAUUCAGUUGCUUAGAUGACAGGAAAUUGGCCUACCCCAUUUUGGUACAGAACAAAAGGCUUCCAAAUCUCAUGUGGUACCAGUGUCUUCUAUUACUCAGGCUAAACCAAACAUCUCCAAGAUCAAGUGUAUAAAUCUAAUCUGUAGCACCAUCUCUGUAUCGACUUUAAAAAGGUGUUAAUGAAGAAAAAAAGAAAUGUUAAUUGAUCUCUGGCCCAAACGAUUGUACUCUUUUACUGGCCUCGGGUUCUCUUACUUGAAAAAUGUCUUUAUUUCUCCUCUAAAAGCAGGCUCCUAACCACGGUGGGGACAGUGUGGAGUCACUUUGUGUCCGUGGGGGCCAGGCUCCCUAGUGCUCCCUUGUUCAUGCAAAGAGGGCAGGUGAGCUCAGACCCGAAUGCACAGGGUGGCAGUUGAUUCUAGAGCAAACAGGCGGCGUCUGAUAGUGUUCUCAAUAAAAAUAAAGCAGCUUGUGUACGGGCUGUGUUGCAAGGGACUCUUUCCUUCACCGGUUAUAAAGACGCAGACCCGUUCGGCUGGCAUCUGUGUGAAAGAGCCUCCCCCAUCUCUGGUAUCACAGAAAAAGCUUUCCUUGGAGGCAAUUCUUUUUAAAGGUGUCAGGUUCUUAUACUAUUCAAAAGGGAGAAGCUGGUUAUUUCCAUCAUUCAUGUUCAACCCACUCCCCAAGGACACCAAGCGAAGUUCGAAGCUAAUGGCCAAUGGGGUCUCGGAGAAGCCACCCAGAGCCUCUCCGACUACACUGUGAUAUGUCAAGAUAACCACAAAAUUAAAAAUUCACCCCAGCCAUUCCCCGCUCUCCUGCUGUACUCACUUGGUUUGAGAAGUGAUAUUUUUUUCUUAGUGGAAAAAAUGAACCAGUGAGCCAAAAGCUUUUUAACUUUCCCUUCAAUGAAAGCCUCUUAUCUUGAAAAGAAAUGUUUUUCUUCAACAAAGGUGGCAGAGGGGACUUCGUACUUUUGCAACAAGUUUUAUAACAUUACACUGGCCUCCACAAAGCACCUAGUAAGAAAGCCAAAGGAUAAGGUGGUGUGUUUCUUUUAAAAUAAUUUACAAUAUAUUAAAUUUUCCAAAGGCAGGUUUCAUUGGGAUGAGGUGUCCUGAUCAGAGAACUACACGCCGCUGAAGGAGAACAGUACUUUCAAGGAGCUACGUCUGUGCCGGGGCGGAGGGGACACGGCUGAUCGGUCCGAUGAGGUGAAGCAGCAAAGGCAGACCGCGUACGUGAGACCCAGCCCAAGGGGCCACCACACCACUUCCCACACUCAAGAAGAGACGUCAACCGUUGGACUUAACAACUAUGGUUUUUAGAUACCGUGGAGGGAGACACAGCUGUACCUUAACAUCUGCUGAGAAAAUACAAAUAAAUAGGCUACAAAUGGCAAACACCUGCCAACGCGGUGGCCACCUGAACAGUCAUGCAGUUUAGGGGGACAUCCGUGUGGAACCGGACGUACACAUCUGUCAUCGCCUGCACAUGCACACCACUGGUUAUAAAAAAAAAAAAAA